AGGCCCGAGUGAUCCAGGAGAUGGCACAGAGAGCGACAAAAUACAGGCCUGGGAAGGCUGGCUGGGUUUGGUGCCCAUCGAAUCUCCCGUGAACAACCUCAGCCCUGAGUUUCUCUUUCAGAAGUGCUACGAGUUGGGAAACUCGCGAGAGCACCCAUCCCCGCGGCUGCUGGUGCGGUUGCAUAUGCCAGCGUCAACCGUACUGCGCCACGAUUCUCAUCCUUGCGGUCCCUGUGGGACGGAGCGCCGGUCUCAAAGUUAUGUACCACAGGCAACACAGGUGCCAACACCCCUGGGAGGCCUGAACACUGCGUGGCAAGGUCCAAAUCCGGAUAAGGAGCUCGAGGCCUCAUGGACCGAAGCACCUGGUAG
Molecule: messenger RNA, 372 nt
Organism: Cladocopium goreaui
Lineage: Eukaryota; Dinophyceae; Suessiales; Symbiodiniaceae
Source: the annotation of a GenBank genome assembly